Molecule: messenger RNA, 1194 nt
Organism: Chilo suppressalis (striped riceborer)
Lineage: Eukaryota; Metazoa; Arthropoda; Insecta; Lepidoptera; Crambidae
Source: the annotation of a GenBank genome assembly
UGGCGAGCCUAACUCACUCACUAAGUAGUGAGAAGACAGUUGCACAAGCUACUUCAUAGCAAGGAAUUUAUAAUGGCCAUUCGUUGGGGUAUUGUAAGCGCUGGCAAAAUCAGCCACGACUUUGUGAAUUCAGUGAACUCUUACCCGGAUAAGGGAGAUCAAGUGAUUGCUGCUGUCGCUGCCAGGGAUAGGCAGAGGGCCGCUGAGUUCGCUAAACUGCAUAAUAUACCAAAAGUUUUUGACGACUAUCGAGCAUUGGCCGAGAGCAAAGAUAUAGAUGUCGCGUAUGUGGGUGUGCUGAAUCCAGAUCACUAUGAUGUCACCAAACUUUUCUUGGAAAACGGUAAACAUGUGCUAUGUGAAAAGCCACUUUGCCUUAACUUCAAACAAGCGCAAAGUUUAUUGAAUUUAGCAAAAGAGAACAAGUUGUUUUUAAUGGAAGCCGUUUGGUCACGCUUCGCUCCCGUUUAUUUGGCUCUAGAGGAAGAGAUAAAAGCAGGAAAACUGGGAGAAAUAAGGCACGUUGAAGUAAACUUUGGUGUUCCUAUUGAGAAAGUUGAUAGAGUAAAUAAAAAGGAUUUCGGUGGAAGUGCUGUUCUCGAUAUUGGCAUUUACGUACUGCAAUUCGCUCAGUUUGUUUACAAAACUGAACCAGUCAAAGUAACGGCUGUGGGAAAUCUUAACGAAAACGGAGUUGAUAUCGUGGAUACUAUAGUCAUGGAAUAUGAAGGCAACGGACGGGCUGUCCUUAACGUAGAUGCAAGACUUAAACUAUGGAACAAGGCUACAGUUGUUGGGACUAAAGGUCGAAUCACGAUUGAAGACCCCUUCCACUUUCCCGACAAAUUAAUUCAUGUGGAUGGCACCGAAGAGAAGUUUCCCUUACAUACAUCAAGCAUACCUUACAAUUUCCAAAAUAGCGCAGGAUUAGUCUAUCAGACAUUAGAGGUCGCGAGAUGUAUACGCGAAGGGCUCUUGGAAUCACCGCAUAUUCCACACAGCGAAAGCCUUACUCUUGCAAAACUUGAGGAUACAAUCAGAAAACAGGUUGGAGUGCAUUAUGAUGUUGAUAAUCAAGUGUUUCCUUGAGAUUCUACUGCUUUAACUUCAUAGUAUUCAAUAUUAUUUACAGGGUUAGGUAAACAUGGAUAUUGACAUUUUAUGUCUUAUAUAAAAAAAAUAUAUUUAUCAUGC